This is a messenger RNA of Mya arenaria, 1965 nucleotides long. Its product is annotated as tRNA methyltransferase 10 homolog C-like. Lineage: Eukaryota; Metazoa; Mollusca; Bivalvia; Myida; Myidae. The transcript is spliced from 5 exons. Gene Ontology annotation, cellular component: nucleus. The record is from RefSeq and is a predicted model, not a curated record. Gene Ontology annotation, biological process: tRNA N1-guanine methylation. The coding region runs from base 128 to 1519 and encodes 463 amino acids. Gene Ontology annotation, molecular function: tRNA binding.
CUUAAACUGCUACCACGUGUAAAUCCUAAUUUGUUGUGUGAUGCCUUGAUGCCUGUAAUGGGAAACUUCUAACAACACAAAUUUGUUUCUUUUGGACUGUGUCACAAUAUAUCGGACUUCAGCAAACAUGUUUCAAGCACAGCUCAUUGGUCGACGAAUCUUUUCUACUGAACUGACCUGUGUGUCAAAAAGCUUACUGACCAUUUUAAGAAUAAGACCAUUCUGUAGCAGUGCUGAUGUCAGAAGCAAAUCUGGAAUCACUCUGAACAACGCUGUAGAUAACCACAGCAAUACUCCAGAAAGCCCUAACUCAUCUUCAGACAGCCUUAAAAAAUCUGAUGAUAACACUUUCAAUAGAACUGCAAUCAGCCAAAACAGUACUAGUCAAAUUAGUUCUGCAAGUAUAGGGUAUGAUAAUCACAGUUUAAAUAUGUCUGAUAGUGAUGAUGAAUGUAUUCCUUUAUUUAAAAGAAAGGGAAAUAUAAGAAAUCAUAGACUGAAAAAAGCAAGGGACUUCAUGGAUAACUUGAGCCCUGAAUUGAUCGAGAAGAAAAUGAAAAUUGAAGCAAUUGUGGACGGACUGCUUGAAACAAACGCUCUAGUGCCAACCAAUUUUGACCUUAUUGACUGGCAACACUUGCUUGGACGGAACCCCAAUUACCAUUCGAUAGCAAAGUGCUGUAGGUAUUUGUACCACAUUGAACAAGCAAAUGAACAUGCAGAAAAACAGAAGGUACUUGAGGCUCAAGAAAGGGAGAAGAAUCUGUCGCCAAAGGAGUUACAGUUGUUUUACUUUCUACCUUCUUUAAUGAGAGAAAAGUGUAUUAAGCAUUGGAGCCGUCUAAGAUGCCUAAAGAGUAAUAUCCCUUUGAUACUUGACUUCAACUAUCCUGAUUCCUCUGAUCGUGAAAAGAAAGCAACCAUCAGACAGCUGAAUGAAGUCUUAGCGGUUAACUACGCACACCCACAACCUUGCCAUCUUCACAUGACAAGUGUAAUGGAUAAUGAUAGUUUAAAAGAGUUUCUUGAGGUAACAGGUGACACGUUGUGUGGUACGGUCCAUGAAAAACCCUUCUGGGAGGUGUUUCCAAAGGACAAGUUGGUGUACCUGACUCAAGAUGGUCCUAGGUUGAAAAGUUACACAGGAGAUGAGAUUUUUAUCGUUGGAGGCCUGGUGGAAAUUGGUCGCUCUUCUCCAGAGUCGUACUUAAAGGCAAAAAAGCUCGGAAUCCGAUGUGCUUCCCUUCCGUUUACGGACUACACCUUCUUUCAGCAUAACAAGAGGCUCCGACUGGGUCAUGUUGUCCGGAUCAUGCUGGACUACUUUCUGCACCACGACUGGCCACGGGCAUUUAAAUCACUCACCUGUGACAACUCUGAAGAGGGCUGGAGAGAUGAUAAGUCAGAGGACAGCAAAGUCAAGAAGAACAUGAGAUAUGAGCGCUAUAUCUCAGAUACAAGGAGCGGUAAUAAGUAUCAGGAAACAAGAAAAUUCCAAAGGAGUAAAAGGCAGUAUUGACAUAGAACAUUGAAGAACAGCAUGAUAUGUUGCCAUAGAGAAUGUGUUUGUAAAGAGUAUCAGUGAUUUUCUAAUCAGGAAACAACAACAAUAAAACAUGUGAUAUAUAUUCCCUUUGACAUUUCAAUAUAGAGAAUUCAAAGAAGAGUGACAUUUAUUCAAAGGUUUAGAUAAUAUUGUGUGAUAUUUUGAUUUGCCUAUUUAUAAUUGAGAUGAAUAUUGUUUGCUUCAUUUGUCAUUAUUGUUUGAGGAUUAAAAUUAUUUGUCAAAGAAAGGAACUUGACUGGAAAUAAGCGUGCACCUGUUUGCUGCUGUUUCUAGAUCAUGUGAUACAAAAAAUGUUUCUAUUUCUGUUACACAUUAAAAUCGAUGAGAUUAAUGUUUUAAUUUUAACCGAGAAAUAAAAUGCAAUUUAAACAAAAUGAAUGAAUUUUUGAUUUUUUAUA